Messenger RNA from Zingiber officinale, 2054 nucleotides. RefSeq names its product eukaryotic peptide chain release factor GTP-binding subunit ERF3A-like. Gene Ontology annotation, cellular component: translation release factor complex. NCBI's taxonomy places the organism in Eukaryota, Viridiplantae, Streptophyta, Magnoliopsida, Zingiberales, Zingiberaceae. The record is from RefSeq and is a predicted model, not a curated record. Bases 143 to 1738 code for a protein of 531 amino acids. Gene Ontology annotation, biological process: translation. The transcript is spliced from 17 exons. Gene Ontology annotation, molecular function: translation release factor activity; GTPase activity; GTP binding.
GUUUCGUGAGGAACAAACUUCAGAUGUUUCUUAGCGUGAUCCAGCGCCUCUAGGUAGCCUCCUCACUCUACCACUGCGGCGUGAAACCCUAACCCUGGUCGAGCGCAAGGGCGGAGUGAAUCCCUCAGCCGCACUGCCCGAGAUGGAGGACGAACGGACUCUGGCGACCGUAACCCAUCCGAGCGGUCUGCCUGACGACUGGAGCAAAGAGGACGAAGAGAUGAUCGUGGAGGAGCAUCCUCCGGAAGCUGCUGACAACUCCCACGAUUCGCCACCCCAAGAUCUGAAAGAAGAGGUAACUUCACAACUAAAGUCAUUGCAACUGGAAGCAAGAGUGAAGGAAAAGGAGUCAAUUGCAAAUGAUUUAAUUGAAGAGAUUGAGGAGCUUGAUGAGGAAGAAGACAAGAAGCGACACUUGAAUGUAGUUUUCAUUGGCCAUGUUGAUGCUGGGAAAUCUACAAUUGGAGGGCAGAUACUUUUUCUUAGUGGUCAGGUUGAUGACCGAACAAUUCAGAAAUAUGAAAGGGAAGCUAAGGACAAAAGUCGAGAAAGCUGGUACAUGGCCUAUAUCAUGGACACAAAUGAGGAAGAACGGAUCAAGGGAAUAACUGUUGAAGUUGGGAGAGCUCAUUUUGAAACCGAAAGUACAAGAUUCACAAUUUUAGAUGCACCGGGUCACAAGAGUUAUGUACCUAACAUGAUCAGUGGUGCAUCUCAAGCUGAUAUAGGUGUCCUUGUUAUAUCUGCUCGCAAGGGGGAGUUUGAGACAGGAUUUGAGAAAGGUGGACAAACACGUGAACAUGUCUUGCUUGCUAAAACAUUGGGUGUAGUUAAGUUAAUUGUUGUUGUCAACAAAAUGGAUGAUUCUACUGUGAAAUGGUCAAAAGAAAGGUUCGAUGAAAUAGAAUCUAAGAUAGUUCCCUUUUUGCGGUCUUCUGGCUACAAUGUAAAAAAAGAUGUCCAAUUCCUUCCUAUUUCUGGUUUGAUGGGUAGUAACAUGAAGACAAGAUUAGACAAAAGCAUUUGUGAUUGGUGGGAUGGCCCAUGCUUAUUUGAGGUUUUUAAUUCUAUUGAAGUUCCACCACGUGAUCCUAAUGGCCCCUUGAGGAUGCCAAUUAUUGAUAAAUACAAGGACAUGGGAGUAGUGGUCAUGGGGAAAGUGGAAUCUGGAGGCAUCCACGAAGGUGAUAGUUUGUUGGUCAUGCCUAACAAGGCUAAUGUCAAAGUUCUUGCAAUAUUUUGUGACGAAAAUAAAGUCAAGCGCGCUGGCCCUGGUGAGAAUAUUAGAGUAAGAUUGUCUGGGGUUGAAGAAGAAGAUAUACUUUCUGGUUUUGUACUCACAAGUGUUGCAAAUCCAGUAGGUGCAGUUAAUGAAUUUAAAGCUCAGUUACAGAUUCUUGAGUUGCUGGAUAAUGCCAUUUUUACUGCUGGAUACAAGGCUGUCUUACACAUCCAUGCUGUUGUCGAGGAAUGUGAAAUUGUUGAACUAAUUGAAGAAAUCGACACAAGAAAGAAGAAAGAAACUGAUGCUAGGAAGAAGAGGUCAAAACACAAGCCUCUUUUUGUUAAGAAUGGUGCUGUUGUUGUUUGCCGCAUUCAGGUGAAUAACUUAAUUUGCAUCGAAAAAUUUUCUGAUUUUGCCCAGCUAGGAAGGUUCACACUUAGAACUGAAGGUAAAACUGUAGCUGUAGGGAAAGUGGUUGAACUUCCACCAGCAGGAAAUGCUACAUUUGUGUAAAUGAGGAACUGGAACUCAGACAGUCCAUCACUACUUGAGCCUAUUAGCUUAGGCUGAGGGAUGUUGCGUUUUGCUCGACUUAUGGCAUCGAAAGAAAAAAAAAAAAAAAAAAAAAGACAAAGUUGCAAAAGUAUUACAAAUUUCAGAUGUUGCAUGGAGUGCUUGCUUAAAAAAUUUUCCCUUGUCGUUGAGCCCGUGUCAGAUUUUGAUGUGGCUAAAGAUUUUGGACAUUUUUUUAGGUGCUUCUGCCUGAUACUCAUAAAGAGUUUGUAUCAAUGAAUACCAUAUUUCACUAGUUGCUUGUGCAUUAGAAAUA